Messenger RNA from Phlebotomus argentipes, 1121 nucleotides. RefSeq names its product clarin-3-like. The record is from RefSeq and is a predicted model, not a curated record. The transcript has 4 exons. Bases 165 to 1019 code for a protein of 284 amino acids. Lineage: Eukaryota; Metazoa; Arthropoda; Insecta; Diptera; Psychodidae.
GGUGAAUUGUGAUACCUUUCUUUCCUUCUUCAAUAGUCAUUCGGUGGCGAUUGAAGUGUCUGGUUGUUGGUCCGAGUGAAGCGUUAUGAGAGCGAUAAGAUUUUAAGUGUAUUUAAAAAAAUAUUACCUUUUCUUGUCUGAAAGUGUCGGAAAAGUACCGAAAAAUGGUCAGGAAAACUCACUGGUUAUUCAUAUUUGCGACUUUUGUCAUAUCAUGUGGAUCUCUUAUAAUGUUAAUCGUUUCAACCACAACAACUGAGUGGGUCAUAGGCAUAGCCAAAACUCCGGACGGAACAACAGCCACAUUGAAUGCUCACUAUGGUCUCUUCGAUGGUGCGCAGGAUCUUCACGUUUUCGAAGUUACGUCGCAUUACGACCUCCAUAUGACGUGCUCGUUUGAGAACAGCAUUUGUGGUAUGAGUUGUCAGAACACACCGGAUGCGAGACAGAAUGAAAUCAUCAGGAUCAUGCGAGGAGAACAACCAUCAGAAUGCCCAUUUAGUUCGACAAGACAAAGUAGAAACGCCAAAUUGGCGGAAAUUGCAGACUCUUCACCACGAAACACUCCACCAAAUGAGCAGUUUAUCAGUGCUGCUCUUUGGCUGGCAACCGUGAUUUGUCUGUGCCUAACGAUCUUCUUCUCCUCCAUGACCACUGUUCAGUCGCUCAUCAAUAUCAUUUCCAACCCCAUUUGGUCGAUUUUCAGUGUCUAUGGAUUGUAUAUUUGGAAUGGCUUGUCAAUUGCCUUUUCGGCGAUCACAUUGAUUCUGUGGGGGUCUCUCUUCGCCACCUCCAUCAGAUUCAAUAUCGCAGUCAGACACACUCUCGUCUCAGGCAGCACUCUUUCCUCCGACGGCCUGGCCUCGUUGGGCUUCUCAUAUUGGAUACUUUUCGGUCCUAUUGUUCUUCAUGCCGCGAACAUCGGCAUUUUACUGUGGCGAAAGUGGCUCAUUGAGAGGGAACCUCCACCAGUGGCCAUCAAUGUGGCCAAAAAUGAUUUUACCAUUCUUCUCUACUAAUUUUUAGUCUUUUCAGUGAAGGAAGAGUCAUAAAUCUGGACAAAAACAUUUGUAUAAUUUGUAUUAAAAAGGAACUGAAAAUUUAGUUUUUAUCAUUAUUUU